UAAAAAUAUCUGAGGAGCCAGAUUGAAGCUAUAAACUUGCAUCUUCAGCUUUCAUUUCUUCCAUUCCAACUGCUCUGCAAUUAUCAAUUCCAUAUUUUCCUUGAAUUUUUUUCUUCUGGGUACCACAAAAGUUCUGUGCUUUUGCUUGAAAACAGAUCAAGAAAUCAAGAUAUGGGGUUUGCUGAAGAAGCCGGGUCUUCCUCACAUGUACUUCCACCAUUUCCAAGAGAAGAUACCCCACUUUUAGGGAAUCCCCGCCCACUCUCCUCCCAAUUCAAGACCUUUGCCAACGUAUUUAUAGCUAUUGUUGGUGCCGGCGUCCUUGGCCUCCCUUACACCUUUAAGAAAACAGGUUGGGUCAUGGGUUCGCUCAUGCUCUUCUCCGUAGCUAUUGUCACCUACUACUGUAUGAUGCUUCUUAUCCUCACUCGUCGCAAGCUUGAUUCCCUUCAUGGCUUCUCCAAGAUCGCAUCCUUCGGCGACCUCGGUUUUGCUGUUUGUGGACCCGUCGGUCGCUUUUCAGUCGACGCGAUGAUAGUCCUCGCACAAGCUGGCUUCUGCGUCAGUUACCUUAUCUUCGUCUCCAACACUUUGGCCAAUAUUUUCAAUCGUGCCAGUGAUCGGAUUCUGGGUUUAAGUCCCGCAUGUUUUUAUCUCUGGGGCUCUUUUCCUUUUCAGUUGGGUCUCAACUCGAUCCCAACACUGACCUAUUUAGCUCCUCUGAGUAUUUUCGCCGAUGUGGUUGAUAUCGGCGCCAUGGGAGUGGUUAUGGUGGAGGAUGUCCUGAUGUUCUUGAAGCAAAACCAUGCACUUAAAGCUUUUGGGGAGUUUUCAGUCUUCUUUUACGGAUUAGGUGUUGCAGUUUAUGCAUUUGAAGGUGUUGGUAUGAUAUUACCAUUAGAAUCAGAAUGUAAAAACAAAGACAAGUUUGGGAAAGUCCUGGGAUUGGGCAUGGCUGUGAUUUCUCUCAUGUAUGCAGGAUUUGGAGCUCUGGGUUACUUUGCUUUUGGAGAAGAAACAAAAGACAUAAUCACCACCAAUCUUGGGCCAGGACUAGUAAGCACGCUGGUGCAGCUUGGACUCGGUGUGAACUUAUUCCUGUCCUUUCCACUGAUGAUGAACCCGGUGUAUGAGGUAGUCGAAAGGCGGUUCUGCGAGGCAAGAUACAGCUUGUGGAUAAGAUGGGUAGUGGUGUUAGUGGUGAGCUUAGUGGCUUUGCUGGUGCCUAAUUUUGCAGAUUUCUUGUCCCUGGUGGGAAGCAGCGUGUGCUGUGUUCUGGGUUUUGUGCUGCCUGCUUUGUUUCAUUUGAUGGUGUUCAGACUAGAGUUGGGUUGGAAUGGACGGCUGCUGGAUGCCACCAUUAUAAUUCUUGGUGUGGUUAUAGCUGUUUCAGGAACCUGGUCUUCCUUGUUGGAGAUUUUCGCACCCAAGGCUGACCAUUAACCACUGUUUUCUACACGUCUUAGAAGUUAAAGGUUCCUACUUUUAUGUUUAGCCAUUGUUUUUGAAGUAGUAACUAGCAAUUGUCUAGGAAAUGGGAUAGAAAAAUUGCUGUUCAUUCGCAAAUCUCUCUUUCCUUGUUGAGAGUUCAGAACAUUUACUAGUAGAUCAGAUUUCUUUUUCCACCAAUUAAAUAUCUUCGUUGUCUUUUUCAUGGUCACUAAUGUUGCUCCGACAGAAUAGGAGCUCAUGAUGAAAUAAAAUUCAAAUAAGGGA
Carica papaya (papaya) is the source of this 1716-nucleotide messenger RNA. RefSeq names its product amino acid transporter AVT3A-like. NCBI's taxonomy places the organism in Eukaryota, Viridiplantae, Streptophyta, Magnoliopsida, Brassicales, Caricaceae. Gene Ontology annotation, cellular component: vacuolar membrane. Gene Ontology annotation, biological process: neutral amino acid transport; amino acid transmembrane transport. Gene Ontology annotation, molecular function: neutral L-amino acid transmembrane transporter activity; L-amino acid transmembrane transporter activity. The record is from RefSeq and is a predicted model, not a curated record.